AUGAACAAGUUAUUUGCGUUCAUUGGUCUUUUCUUUAUUGUGAACCACAUUUGGGCACAAGAUUGUGCGAUUUGUGAGAAACAAAUGGAACAAGUUGUAAAGCGAAUGGGCGGUGAUUGGAAGCAAAUCACGGAAGAGAACAUUAAAGAGCAAAUGAUGAAAGAUUGCUUAGAGCAAGAGAACGAGGAAAAGGCUUGCAAGAAACAUUACGAGUUUAUGAAACCCCAAAUGGAUGUCCUGGUGAAAGGAGCGGCUGAUGGGAAAAAAGCAGACGAAAUUUGUCGAGAUGCUGUGAAAUGUCAAAAGAAAAAAGAA
Molecule: messenger RNA, 315 nt
Organism: Mesorhabditis belari
Lineage: Eukaryota; Metazoa; Nematoda; Chromadorea; Rhabditida; Rhabditidae
Source: the annotation of a GenBank genome assembly